Molecule: messenger RNA, 2430 nt
Organism: Rhinichthys klamathensis goyatoka
Lineage: Eukaryota; Metazoa; Chordata; Actinopteri; Cypriniformes; Leuciscidae
Gene: igsf5b
Product: immunoglobulin superfamily, member 5b
Exons: 9
Coding region: 373-1533 (386 amino acids)
Biological process (GO): cell-cell adhesion
Source: RefSeq, a predicted model, not a curated record
CUUGACACAUUGUGUGUAUUUAAAGAGCAGAAAUGUUCGACCAGGGUGGUGGCAAUUCAACAAACAGGAUGUGACCGUAAAGAAAUUCCCUAGAGAUAGUGAAUGGAAGACAAGGAGGUUUUCUCAUGCUCACAUCUGACUUAACAAUAGCAGCAAAUUUCAGACGUUAUUUUAGGCCGUCACUAAUAUGUACAGCGGCCUGUGAGUCACUGCAGAUUUGCAGUGGUCAGUUCAAGGCUAAAAAAGCUGUUUUGCUUUCAAUAAUAUUUAACUUGCUGGUUUUAGCCACAUCCCACAGUUCCACACAAUCUGCUACUGUAUUGACUGUGGGAAACGUGAUCUCUGUGUGUAACAAGCUCUCUGGAAUACUGUAUGGCCCAUCCUGGGAAACACAAGCAAUUGCAAAUAUGUUCUCCACCAUGUCCUUGCUGUGCAGAACAAUGGCCUGACUGUUUCUCUGGCAAUAUGCAUGGCCACAUCCUCCAGCUGUGUGUAAUCCAAGCUGUAGCCUCUUUUCUCCAUCUAGAACCGAAGACUGCCACUGUACUGCGAGGCAGUGAGGUCCACUUUAACUGCAGCACUGAUGAAUCCUGGGAUGUCAUGACGUGGCUGUUGGGUGGAAGGACGAUCCUCAGCAUCUCUGAGGUCCAUGGUCUCCUGGGCAGAGAUGACAGUGUGUGGACAGUGAAUCACUCGCUGUCGGCUGUCUCAGUGUGGGAGUUAGUGCUGAUGAACGCCUCUUUCAGCCCCACUGUACAGGAGCUCACAUGUGAACUUCUGCCCACCAAACUCAGCAGAUCAACAGCGGACCUGUUUGUACAAGAAAAAGGAACUGUCAGGAUUUUGGAGGGUGACCUGUCAGUUCAAGAAGGAAUGCUUGUCACCUUCCAUUGCCAAGCGCUCGGCUGGUACCCGAAGCCUUCGGUGUCCUGGGUGGUCAACGCCACGGCUGUGGACAGAGGCGACUACAACACCAGCAGUCUUCAGGACCCCAGCGGCUUGUUCACCUCCACCAGUGUGCUGGAGAUGAGAGCAGAGGCGAGCGGCGCAGUGGAGUGUGUGGCGUCUGUGUCUGCAGCUUUAGCCCAGCAAACCAGCAGCGUCCAGCUGACUGUAGUGCCACCGCAAACUACACAGGACCACACAGUUGUGAUCGCCGUGAUCGUGUCGGUGUGUACGAUCAUUCUGCUGGCAGCGCUCAUCCUCAUCUUGUGCUAUAGAAGAAAACGGACAAAAUUGAGCUCUGAAAAUAAAUUCAGCUCCUCUUCAUGGACUGUCAAUUUAAGCAGUGAGAGGAGGUCCGUUGCUGAUGAAACCAGAGGAAAAGUGAACCCAGGAUACAACGCUGAAGACGUAACAAGUUCAGGACACAGUGACCCCAGGAAUAGAGCUGACAGCCCGAUAAACAUCAUCAGCCCGUCACGGGUUCCUGAUAUUGUCAUGUUCAGCUCUCGAAGUCAGAACGAGGAAGAUGUUUCUAACUUGGACUGCAAUGGAGCAAAGAAGACAGUCCGUCGGGUCACUACUGUUUGACCUCAGGGUCAACCACAGAUCGAAAGAAAGGCUGUUUACAUGCUGCUGUGGACCAGCUUUCUGUUCAGAGAGAAGCCAGAAAUUCAAUCUGACCUUAUUGUUACUCUAAAGAAGUCAUAUUGCUGAAGAUAAAGAUUCUGUGACUUGCGGUGAUGUCUGCAUGCAAUCAUUCAGCCAUACAGCCAUAAUGACAAUGCUUGUUUGUUUGUUCUUUGUAUUUUGCACUAUUUUUAUUUUACUGGUGUUCCACCUUAUUCAAUUGGAAUAUUUUAUCAAUUAUUUAUACAGAUCAAUAUUUUACACAAUAAAGUACAUCAGUAUUGGUAUUGCCAUUUUUUCUAAAUAAAAUGAGCGUUAUACUGUCAAGUAUGCCACCAAAACAACAACAAUGUCUCUCUCAGAUGGUUGAGGGUUCAAAUAAGGGAAAUGUGCAAAUUUCGGUCUCUCUUCAUGUUUUUCUGGCUGCUCGUCUCUCAUGGAUGGCAACUGCUGAAUAAAUUAGGGACACCCUCAGUAAGUCACACAAAGCUGUCGUGAUAUGAGAGGGCGAUAACAUAACCCUUUUGUUUUUGUUUGGGUCUCCAGACCAGUGUUAUCUUUCCUAGACCUGCUUGUGUUACUGAGGUGGUCAUUUGCCAUUCACAAGUGGUGGAUUGAUGUCGGGGUCAAGCAGACUGUUUCUCUGGGGUGAUUUACAGAGGCCACUGUUUGUCUUUCAAAGACUUCUGCAUCAUUGCUUCUGAAGUCUGUUUCUCUUCUCUCUGCCGCUCUCCUAUUGUUUUGGCAUUUACGACAGAGGAUGUCUUCAUUGCCUCUCUCUGUUCUGAGGAAAUGGUUUUGCAAUGCAGUAUUUGAGACGAUGUUAGAUAAUAAACGUGGUAUUCUUCUACAAACCUU